AUGGCUUCUAGGUAUAUCGUCAAACGUUCUUUCUCAUCUCAGCUGAUGAGAGUUCUUGCACCAUCAAAUACCAUGCCGUUGAAUGCUCAGAGAGCCAAUUCUGUAGGAGUUGACUCUUCAAUUAAUUUCAGUAUCAAUACUAGCUCUGGCACGGAACACGAGUCUAAUAUGAAGGCUAUUGAUUUAGCAUUAACUACUCCUAGACCAUUGAACUCGUGGACCAAAGACCAAAUACGUGAGAUAUACAAUACACCAUUAAUGGAAUUGGUGUUUCAAUCCCAGAUUCAACACAGAAAGUAUCACAACCCUCAAGAGGUUCAAUUAUGUACUUUGUUGUCAAUCAAGACUGGUGGUUGUACUGAAGAUUGCAAAUAUUGCGCCCAAUCGACCAGAUAUGACACCGGAACAAAGGCAGAAAAGAUGAUUUCAAUAGAUGAAGUGAUGAAGGCUGCUAGAACUGCAAAGGCAAAUGGAUCUACUAGAUUCUGUAUGGGUGCUGCAUGGAGAGACAUGACAGGUCGUAAAUCAGGUUUAAAGCGUAUUUCUCAAAUGGUCACACAAAUCAAUGAAGAAUUAGGAAUGGAGACUUGUGUGACUUUAGGAAUGGUUGAUAAGAAACAGGCUGCAGAUUUAGCUGACGCUGGUUUGACAGCGUAUAACCAUAACAUCGAUACUUCUAGAGAGCAUUAUCCAAAGGUUAUUUCAACUAGAAGUUACGACGAGAGAUUGCAAACAAUUAAAAAUGUCCAAGAUGCUGGAAUCAAAGCAUGUACUGGAGGUAUCCUUGGACUAGGUGAAACCGAGGAAGAUCAUAUCGGUUUCUUAUACACCUUAUCAACUAUGGAAAAGCAUCCGGAAUCUUUGCCUAUUAACCGUUUAGUGCCAAUUAAAGGAACUCCAAUGGAAAAGGAGAUCUCUAGUUUACCCCGUGAAUCAGGAAGACGCUUAAAAUUUGAACACAUCUUGAAAACUAUUGCUACUGCCAGAUUAAUUAUGCCAGAAUCAAUCAUUCGACUUGCAGCUGGACGUUAUACCAUGAAAGAACAUGAACAAUUUUUAUGCUUCAUGGGUGGCUGUAAUGCCAUUUUUACUGGUGAGAAAAUGUUGACAACAAUGUGCAAUGGAUGGGAUGAAGAUAUUGAAAUGUUGAAAAAAUGGGGCUUAAGGCCAAUGAAAAGCUUUAACAAAAGUAACAUGCCAGCAACACAAGCACUGAAGACAAGCAUAAAGCCAAAUAUUGAACAAGCUACUGAAAAAAUUUCAGAAGCGAGUGUAGGGAAUUAA
Molecule: messenger RNA, 1284 nt
Organism: Debaryomyces fabryi
Lineage: Eukaryota; Fungi; Ascomycota; Pichiomycetes; Serinales; Debaryomycetaceae
Gene: BIO2
Product: biotin synthase
Exons: 1
Coding region: 1-1284 (427 amino acids)
Biological process (GO): biotin biosynthetic process
Cellular component (GO): mitochondrion
Molecular function (GO): biotin synthase activity; 2 iron, 2 sulfur cluster binding
Source: RefSeq, a predicted model, not a curated record